Messenger RNA from Aureobasidium subglaciale EXF-2481, 1188 nucleotides. RefSeq lists its product as uncharacterized. The coding region runs from base 1 to 1188 and encodes 395 amino acids. Gene Ontology annotation, biological process: GPI anchor biosynthetic process. Gene Ontology annotation, cellular component: Golgi membrane. The record is from RefSeq and is a predicted model, not a curated record. Gene Ontology annotation, molecular function: glycosyltransferase activity. Lineage: Eukaryota; Fungi; Ascomycota; Dothideomycetes; Dothideales; Saccotheciaceae. The transcript has a single exon.
AUGUAUACCUUCAUACUCGACAUUGCGACAACAGCAAGCAGAAGAUUUCGUACUCGCAUCCAGUACAGGUGCAUCAAGAUCAGAAUCGAAAGAGCAAGGACAUCGGAAGAAGCUAUGUGUCGGAAUACCUUCUGUAGCGAGGAACGGGACAACAUAUCUACUCUGCUGGAAGGUCUCUCGGAACAAGAGCGUAACGACAUCCAUUUCGCUGUCUUCAUCGCUCAGACAGACCCUUCGGUGCACUUCGCAUAUCACGAGGACUGGCUACACAAUCUUGCGGAUGAAGUUUUGCUGUAUGAUUUGCCUAAGAAAAAGAUGGAACAUGUGAUAGAGCUGGAAAAGACUGGAAACUCAAGAGAGAAGGGACUUUUCGACUACACGUAUAUGCUAAAGUCUUGCUAUGAACAAGGAGCGGAGCAUAUCGCGAUGUUCGAGGACGACAUCGUUGCAUUAGAUGGAUGGUACCACCGCGCAGUGGCUGGCCUAGAGCUAGCAGAGAGACAGUCAACUCUGCAAAAGGCAUCCAUGGACUGUAAGUUGAUCCAGUAUCCCCCGUCAUCUACCACAAAAACUAACGAUCCAAAAGUCCUCUACCUCCGCCUCUUUUACACGGAAGAAUUUCUCGGCUGGAACAGCGAAGAAUGGAGGACCUACCUCAGCUACUCCCUCCUCGCCACAGCCGUCCUGACCAUCGCCCUAAUACUGCUCCGCUGCAUUUCACGAACGGCCAAGAAAUCAAUGACACCCUCUCUGGUACUACCGAUCUACGCCAUCUGCCUCCCCCUAACAAUCCUCCUCUUCUUCGCCGCAGGCCGCACAACAGUCCUCUCCCUCCCUACUGGUGUAAACGAAAUGCCCCGCUACGGCUGCUGCUCUCAGGCCCUAGUGUUUCCUCGCUCCUCUGCUCUCUCCAUCAUAAACCUGUUCCAAGACAAGAAACUGGGCUUUGUAGAUUCUCUGAUUGAGGAAUUUGCAGAUCAGAAUGGAGGAUUGAGAUGGGCUUUGACACCAAGUGUUGUUCAGCAUAUCGGACGCAAAAGUUCAAAGGGAGAUGAUUUUGGCACCGCGAGUAAAUAUUCCAUGAGUGUUGCGGAAAAGUUGUGGAACUUUGGAUUUGAAGAGAAUGAUGGUGAGGAGUUGAGAAGGGAGCAUUUGGAGGUUAUUGGGAAGGGUAUUCCUCCUCCAUAG